Candidula unifasciata is the source of this 1035-nucleotide messenger RNA. Lineage: Eukaryota; Metazoa; Mollusca; Gastropoda; Stylommatophora; Geomitridae. The record is from the annotation of a GenBank genome assembly.
AUGAUGUCUUCCUUUGCAUAUAUGCUACUGUUUUGUAUGUUUGCUGCAGGGAGCUUCGCGUUUCCGAAUGCAGAUUCGCUUUUGCAGCGCGUUAAGUAUUUUGAAAAGGAGGUUGCCCUUGAGAUGGACUUGUCGGCAAGACUGCUUACUGAAGGAGUCCUGCGUUUUGAAGCCGAGCAGCAAACAUCUGACUCAAGUAUCCCUGACCUUGUGAAGUCACUUGGACUCACUACUCUGCUGGAUCUGGUGGUGAAGGCAGGUCUGGCCCCUACCCUGUCAGGACCAGGUCCUUUCACUGUGUUUGGCCCAACAAACGAAGCCUUCAAGAACCUGCCUGAGUGGGCCAAAACUAUUCUGGCCAACAAAACAGUCCUGGCCAACGUUCUCAAGUUCCAUGUAUUGCCUGGCAAUGUCCCAUCUACCUCCCUGAAGGAUGAGCUUCUAGUGAACACUGCCUUGCCCGGCAAGAAGCUGCGAGUCAACAUCUACUCUGAUUCAUCAGCCAAUGGUGUCACUGUGGUCACCACCCAGUGUGCCCCCAUUGACUUGAAGAGAAUUGACAAGAAAGCUUCCAAUGGGCUUGUCCAUGUGCUCAACUCUGUCAUGAUCCCUCCACUGGGCAACAUUGUUGAAAGUGUGGUUGCUUGCCCCGUGUUUAAGACUUUGGUGACAGCAGUCAAGGUUGCCGGCCUUGUAGACGCACUCAGUGGUGAUGGGCCUUUGACUUUGUUUGCACCGACUGACAAGGCCUUCAAGAAGCUGCCUCCUGGUGUUCUGAACCGACUGCUGAAGAAUGUCACUGCCCUUCAACAGGUGUUGGAGUACCAUGUGGUGCCAGAGACUUACUGCAGUGCUGGUCUGGCUACAGGGCUCUACAAGGAGCUGACCACACUGAUCAAACAGAAGGUCACCAUCAACCUGUCUCGUGGAGGGGUCACUGUCAACGAUGCUAAAGUCAUUGUGGCAGACGGGAGUGUCAGUAACGGAGUUGUUCAUGCCAUUGACACUGUGCUCAUCCCUCCCGGUAUGAUCUAA